Messenger RNA from Protomyces lactucae-debilis, 1574 nucleotides. RefSeq lists its product as uncharacterized. The coding region runs from base 90 to 1490 and encodes 466 amino acids. Lineage: Eukaryota; Fungi; Ascomycota; Taphrinomycetes; Taphrinales; Protomycetaceae. The record is from RefSeq and is a predicted model, not a curated record. The transcript is spliced from 4 exons. Gene Ontology annotation, cellular component: intracellular membrane-bounded organelle; cytosol; membrane. Gene Ontology annotation, molecular function: sterol binding.
AUCAUCCAAGAGUGGUUCGUGCGCUCUGAGAGACACCGCUUCUUGCCAGUGGCCGACCUGACUCACGCCUUGUUAGCAGCGACAAAAGCAUGGGCAAACACGAUGACUCUGGGGAAGUAGCCCUCGAAGAUGAUCAAAAAUCUAUCAUCAUGGGUAUUAUUGGCCAACUAAGACCGGGCAUGGAUCUGUCCCGGAUUACACUGCCGACAUUUGUGCUGGAACCCAAAUCGAUGCUCGAGCGCAUCACAAAUUUCAUGGCUCAUCCAGAGUUUCUCUUGCCUAUACCGCAAAUUGACGAUCCAGUCAAGCGGUUUGUUGAGGUAGUGCGCUUCUACAUGGCAGGCUGGCAUAUCCGUCCAGCUGGCGUUCGGAAGCCCUUGAACCCGAUACUAGGCGAGUACUUUGCCGGUUACUGGAAGUUCCAAAACAAUACAACCGCCCUGUACAUUGCCGAGCAAGUCUCGCAUCACCCUCCCAUUUCUGCGUAUUUCUACUAUAGCCCCGAAAACCACAUCCGGGUGGAUGGUGUAUUGAAGCCGCGUUCCAAGUUUCUUGGCAAUUCAGCAGCGAGUAUCAUGGAGGGGGAAGCGCUUCUAACUUUUACAAAUCUCAAGGAGACAUACUCGCUCUCGCAACCCAACAUGUAUGCGAGGGGAAUUUUGUUUGGUAAGAUGCGGAUGGAAUUGGGUGAUCACUCGACUGUUCGGUGUGAGCAGACUGGCUUGGUGGCUGAGAUUGAGUUUAAGACUAAAGGCUUCAUCAGUGGCAAGUAUGAUACUGUGUCUGGCAUCAUUCGCAAUGAAAAGACUGGUGACAAGUUGUUUGAGAUUGAGGGUAAGUGGUGUGAAAAGAUGACCAUCAAGGAUUUGCAUACGAAGAAGACAGAGACGUUCUUUGAUGCGACAGGUGCGCAAGAGACGCCUAUUUCGGCCAAGGCAACAGACAAGAUGAAUCCAGUGGAGUCGCGGCGGUUGUGGCAUGAAACGAUUGAGGCUGUCAAGGCGCGAGACCAGGUGCGCGCAACGAACGCAAAAUCAGUGAUUGAGGAUGCACAGCGCGACAAGGCGAAAGCGCGUGCUGAUGCAGGCGAAGAGUGGCACCCUCAAUUCUUUGACAAGACUGGCCCGGAGGAUUAUGUGUUUAAGGGAUCACAAGGCAAGACUGGCGAGCAGCUCAAACAUUUGAUGGAGGAGAUGGCUGGUGGUAUUACACAAGAGACGACAUCAACGAGUCAUGCAAGUCCUACGACAACUUCAUCGGCUCCUGUAAGCCAGCCUGGACGGGUACCUACGCCGACACGGACUUUGCAGUAUACAACUCAACAGCCUGCAAGCCCAAGCGCCCCGCAGCCUGGUGCAUUACCGCAUGCAGCGACGCCGGGUGGAAGUCCUGCUGCACCAGGCUUGAAGCCGUCUCUGCAUCCAGUGGACAGCGAGAAUCAAGUAUUUGUUGAUGCACAGGAAAGCUUUGACAAGCUGACAGUUUCAUAAAUUGGUUAUAUGCGUUUCCAUGAUAGAUGUUCGUCACUGGACCUGAUGCCCAAGUGCUGUACGUAGCGAAAAGAGUUGGCCUUU